Messenger RNA from Microdochium trichocladiopsis, 1077 nucleotides. RefSeq lists its product as uncharacterized. The transcript has 2 exons. The coding region runs from base 1 to 1077 and encodes 358 amino acids. The record is from RefSeq and is a predicted model, not a curated record. Lineage: Eukaryota; Fungi; Ascomycota; Sordariomycetes; Xylariales; Microdochiaceae.
AUGCAUAGUGAGGUCAUGGACUUCACGCCAAUGCACCAGAACGACAUUGUUGAGUUCUCUCCGUCCCUCGACUUGGCGCUGACGCUCCACGAGACACUCCCGGAGCUCUCAUUCCUGCGCAAUUCGGAUCCAAACGCCCAGUCGGAGAAUCGAGAAUACCACUUCAUCCACCUGACCUUCCAGGAAUAUUUUGCGGCACGGUAUUUCGUCCAACGGUGGAAAGACGACAAACCACUCGAAUAUGUCUUCAGGUCUCGGAAGCACAACGCAGUGACCGACCCCGUCAGUUUCCUCCGAACACACAAGUACGAAGCUCGAUACGAUGUCAUGUGGCGUUUUGUUGCCGGCCUGCUCGACGCCGAAAAGGAACAUGAAAUGCUCCGGUUUUUCACGAAACUAGAGGAACCACCACUCGACCUUUUGGGCCCUGUGCACCAACGACUCGUUAUGCAUUGCCUAGCUGAGGUGAGCGGCGGUUUGAAAAUGAGAGGGGAUUUGGAAGACCGACUGUCACAGUGGCUGUUGUUCGAAUGCCGAUUUACAACGCAAUCAGAGCUGGCCACCGAGACGGAAUUCCCUGAGGAGGCUUUAAGCAUCGCGUUUCGUGAAGGAAAAGAUGUGAUGGCCACAAUUCUGAUGUCAUUAGCAAGUCGAGUUCAUGUUCCGCCGAGAAUCCUGCUAGCUAUUACUGCACGACUUGAGGACGAGGAUGGGGAUGUCCGCCGGGCAGCGAUCGAAGCAUUCCAAGGGCAGUCAUCUCUACCGAUAGAGAUGGUCACGGCUAUCGCAGCGCGGCUUGAGCACGAGGAUGGGGAUGUCCGCCUGGCAGCGAUCGAAGCACUCGAAGGGCAGUCAUCUCUACCGAUAGAGACGACCACGGCAAUCGCAGCGGGGCUUGAGCACGAGGAUAGGGAUGUCCGCGAGGCAGCGAUUGAAGUGCUCCAAGGGCAGCCAUCUCUACCGGCAGAGACGGUCACGGCUAUCGCAGCGCGGCUUGAGGACGAGGAUUGGCGUGUCCGCCAGACAGCCUAUAGCGUGCGAAAGCUUCCGAGAACAUCAAAGUUGGUAUAUCAAUGA